Messenger RNA from Punica granatum (pomegranate), 723 nucleotides. The record is from RefSeq and is a predicted model, not a curated record. NCBI's taxonomy places the organism in Eukaryota, Viridiplantae, Streptophyta, Magnoliopsida, Myrtales, Lythraceae.
AACAAGAAUCGAAUCUGAAACUUAGUCAUUCACAAGCGUGAUAUGCAUCACUACGCUAUGCCGCCUUUCUUACAUUUCGUAUCUUUUAGUUUGCUUUCCUCCUUCCCGUUAAGAAUUACAAGCGGAUUGCGAUGAAGAAUUCAAAGGAAUUCAUGGUGGAGAUCAAGUCUCGUGCCGAUGUGUUUUAUGGGUUCUUGAAGGACAAGGUACCCCAGUACCCACAGCUCUACCCGGAGGCCAUCAAAGGCUUCAAGUUCUUGGAGGGAAGUGAUGAGGUCCGGGAUGGCGCAGUGGUCUGUUACGAGUACGGCCUGGGCGGGAGUACAAUGACGAUAAAGGAGAAGCUCGAAGUGAACGAGUCAAGCAAGUCGAUUAACUUUGUCAUGAUGGAGGGGGAUGUCCUGAAGCUGUACAACAGUAUCAAGUAUAAAUUUCAGGUGAACAGCGGGUACGUUAAGGUAGACAUCGAGUUUGAGAAGGCAAGUGAGGAUACCCCGAACCCUGAUGGCUACAUCGACAUGAUUUCGGAAUUAAUCAAGCGACUCGAAACUUGCCUCUGCUCCACUUGAUUUGUUAUGAUGUAUGUAUGCACAUCAUAGUAUUACUAUAAUAAACCGAAGCUCAGGUUAUUGCUGCUUGUGGAUUGGGACUCCUCUCUUCAAUGUUAUGACAAUACUGUAUUAAUUAAAAAGGAAAUAAGAGAAAUGGUAUUUGGUGCCGCCU